AUGGCCCCGCGUCACGUCGUGCCCAUGUCCACCAGCCGCGCUGCCCGCGGCGUCUGCGUGCUGGGCACCGAGGUCUUCCUGGACACGCGCCGGUCCACCCCGAGAGGUGCCGCGUCCUUUGACGUGCACGCCACGCCGGCGGUGACAGUGCACGUCAUCCACAGCCCCGCCACAAAGCCCAGCCUGGACUCCCGGUGGCCCCUGGAUCCCGACAUCGAGGUGGUGGUGACCAUCGAUGUCACCAGCAGGACCGUCGAUGACAACCAGGUGAAGAUCUCCUACUACGACCGCGAGGGCCGCGAGCUGGCGGUGGCCUGGCUGUACCUCACCUGUGUCGAGGUGUCCCUGGACGUGGACUGGAGCCGCAGCGGCCGCGUCAAGAGCAAGGGCAAGGACAAGGUGAGGGCGGGUCCGUCGCCGGCCUCUUCCUGGAAAAUCUCCAGGAGGGACAGGGACCUGGGUGGUGUCUGCGUGAGGGCGAGCAGCCCAGGACGUCCUCAGCCUACUCAUCGAGGAGGAAAAGGAUUUAUUUUCCUAUUCCACGCCAAAACCUCCUGCGGCUCCAGCCAGGCCCUGAGGAUCCUCAACCUCCAGGACAUGUCGGUGAUGCUGCUGCGGACGCAGGGACCCAGCGCCGUCUUCGCCGAGUACCCGGUGGUGCUGCACGUCCCAGAGAGCGACGCCGACAAAGUGCGGGUUUUCCACGCCGUCCGUGGUGAUGCUCCCCCGCUCUACAAGCCCGUGCUGGGGCCGGACAAGCUCUCCUACGUGCUGGAGCGCGCUGGCCAUGGGGACAGCACCUUCUACGUGGAGGGGCUGGCGUUCCCCGACAGGGGCUUCAGCGGCCUCGUGUCCUUCAGCGCCAGCCUGCUGGAGCUGCCCCAUAAGGACUCGCCGGGCACGCCGAUCUUCACGGACACCGUGGUGUUCCGCGUGGCGCCCUGGAUCAUGACGCCCAACACCCAGCAGCCGCUGGAGGUGUUUGUCUGCAGGCUGCGGCUGCUGCUGAGCAAAGCCGGCUGCAAACUGACCGUGUGCUCGGAGCAGGACACGCGCAGCGACCGCUGGAUCCAGGAUGAGCUGGAGUUCGGCUACGUGGAAGCUCCACACAAAACCUUCCCCGUGGUCUUCGACUCUCCCAGGAACAGAGGCCUGAAGGAUUUCGCUUUUAAGAAGAUCCUGGGCCCGGAUUUUGGCUACGUGACCCGGGAGCCCCCCGGGAAGAGCGUGAGCAGCCUGGACUCCUUCGGGAACCUGGACGUGAGCCCGCCGGUGACGGUGCGGGGCAAGGAGUACCCGCUGGGGCGCAUCCUCAUCGGCAGCCCCCUGCCCUGGGCGUCGGGCCGCAGGAUGUGCCGCGCCGUGCGGGAUUUCCUCUUCGCGCAGAAGGUGCAGGCGCCGCUCGAGGUUUACUCCGAGUGGCUCAGCGUGGGCCACGUGGACGAGUUCCUCACCUUCGUCCCUGCCCUCGACAGGAAGGGAUUCCGGCUGCUCCUGGCCAGUCCCAACGCCUGCUACAAGCUCUUCAAGGAGAAGCAGCAGCAGGGCCACGGAGAGGCCACGCAGUUCAUUGGGCUGAAGGGCGCUGAGAAGAGAAGCAUCGAUGAGAUCCUGGCAGACGAGUCCCUGCGCAGUGACAACCGGCACGUGCAGCGCUGCAUCGACUGGAACCGCGACCUGCUGAAGCAGGAGCUGGGGCUGAGUGAGCAGGACAUCGUGGACAUCCCGCAGCUCUUCAUCCUGACCAACUCCCGCGCCGACGCGCUGUUCCCGGACAUGGAGGGAAUUUCCGUGUCCCUCCGUUCCUUGUCUCCACCGGACCGCAACACUUCCCGCUGCCCGCCUGGCACCGCCUGGCACCGCCCCGGGAACCGAAACCCGCCCAGUGCCCCGGGCACGGCCCUGCGGGGCCCCGCUGCCCUUCUGGGGCCGGACACGCUCCUCUGGGGCAAUUUGCUUUCCUGGCAGCAUUUCUAA
Ficedula albicollis (Collared flycatcher) is the source of this 1977-nucleotide messenger RNA. RefSeq names its product protein-arginine deiminase type-1-like. Bases 1 to 1977 code for a protein of 658 amino acids. Gene Ontology annotation, molecular function: protein-arginine deiminase activity; calcium ion binding. The transcript has 15 exons. Gene Ontology annotation, cellular component: cytoplasm. Lineage: Eukaryota; Metazoa; Chordata; Aves; Passeriformes; Muscicapidae. The record is from RefSeq and is a predicted model, not a curated record.